GCGGCGCGCGGCGGGGUCAGUCGGAGCGCGGCGGCGGAGGAGGGAGGAGGUGCGGAGCCGAGUGGAGCGGAGCCUAGCCGGAGGCAGCUGAGGAUGAUAAACACCCAGGACAGUAGUAUUUUACCUUUGAGUAAGUGUCCCCAGCUGCAGUGCUGCAGGCACAUCGUUCCGGGGCCUCUGUGGUGCUCCGAUGCCCCUCACCCACUGUCGAAGAUCCCCGGUGGGCGAGGGGGUAGCAGGGAUCCUUCUCUUUCAGCUCUGAUUUAUAAGGAUGAGAAGAUCACUGUUAGCCAAGAUGUCCCGGUGCACGAAGGGAAGCCUCAUGUUGUCCACUUCCAGUACAAGGUCACAGAGGUGAAGACUUCCUCCUGGGAUGCAGUGCUUUCAAAUCAGAGCCUCUUUGUGGAAAUCCCUGAUGGGUUAUUAGCUGAUGGAAGCAAAGAAGGGUUAUCAGCACUGCUGGAAUUUGCUGAAGAAAAAAUGAAAGUCAGCUAUGUCUUUAUUUGCUUCAGAAAAAGCAGAGAAGAUAGAGCACCGCUCCUGAAGACCUUCAGCUUCUUGGGCUUUGAGAUCGUGAGGCCUGGUCACCCCUCUGUCCCGUCACGGCCAGACGUGAUGUUCAUGGUGUACCCUCUGGAUCAGAACUCUUCCUCUGAUGAAGAAUAGCUGCGGUGGGGGACCUGAGCGUGACCUGAAAACCUUUUGAGGGGAGAGAGGGUUACAUCUCCUUUCUUGAGGAAAGGGAAAACAAGCUUUUGUUGAACUGAAACUGCAUUUCUCAUUGUUAGAUUGGCCUGUGUAUCCUCAGAGUUGACUAUCUCAUUGAAACGUGUUGCCUAGAGAACUAUAUAUACACACAUGUAAUCACCAAAUAGUAAAUGGAAGAUGUUUAUCAACUGGCAUAGGAGCUCCUGCCAUGCGGCUGUGUGCUGUGCUAGCCUAGAGGCACCUCGUGCGGGGCUGCGUAGGGAGCACAGCGGUAGAUGCAGCAUCAUCAACCUGACUUCUCUCCAUCACUGUUGGUCUGUCCCCAUCACCUGAUGUGUGGCGUGCGCUCAUCUGACCGAACACCUCUUGGUUUUCACUCAGACUCUUAAAAGUAAGGCAUGUUUGGGGGUUAGACACGUGGAGGAGGCGUGAGUUAACCUUUAACACUACAUUAAAACCCCUCUGCAUUUCUGCUUUGGGGCAACCAAUGCUGUUUUAACUGGUCUAACUUUUUCUUUCUUUCUUUCUUUCUUUCUUUUUUUUUAAGAAAAAAGACCCAACUUUCUUUCCUCUUCCAGCUUUUGUUUAAGCAGUCUUACUCUGUUCAAUGUUACCGCUGCACUAUCACCGCGUUCAAUAAAAGGGGCAUUCAGAUUAACUUCACCCAGCUGGGGCUGCUUAUUUGCAAGAGCUUUCCUUGUACUGCAGUGGUUCCUGUGGGGUGGAGGAGUGCUGGGACCACCAUCCAGGGGCUACGUUCCCACCUGCAACCAGUGACGGUGGGUCUCAUCCCAGGGUUGAGUGUGGGGCUGUUCUCACACCUGUCCUCCUGCCUGGGGAGCAGUGGUGCCCAGGGUGAGAAGCUUUCCUCUCCAUCACACCUAUGCUCUCACUGCCAAGCUGCCCUGCUGUGGUGGGCUGCCUGCCUUCAGGGCCACGUGCACAGGGUGUAGGGAUGGACUGUGCCCCAAGAUGUGUUGCUGGCGCUCUCUGGCCUGGCUUCUGCAUGUGGAGAUGUCUGUGAGGGCCAUGUGCAUUCCUGCUAUCCUGUGAAGAAUUUCAUUAGAGUAGAAGCUGAGCCAUUCUGUAAUCGUGCUCAGUAUUUUCUAAGGGGGGAGAAAGGUGGAGCAGGGAUACGAGCUGGUGUGAAUAAAUCAUCUUAAAUUUU
This is a messenger RNA of Phasianus colchicus (ring-necked pheasant), 1876 nucleotides long. RefSeq names its product ornithine decarboxylase antizyme 2 (gene OAZ2). Gene Ontology annotation, biological process: positive regulation of protein catabolic process. NCBI's taxonomy places the organism in Eukaryota, Metazoa, Chordata, Aves, Galliformes, Phasianidae. Gene Ontology annotation, molecular function: ornithine decarboxylase inhibitor activity. Gene Ontology annotation, cellular component: cytoplasm; nucleus. The record is from RefSeq and is a predicted model, not a curated record.